AUGCCUCCUCGCCGGGCGCAUACCAAGUCGCGCAACGGUUGCGACCAGUGUAAGCGGCGCCGGGUUAAGUGUGACGAACGGGGGCCACCCUGCUCCAACUGUAUUUCGCGAGAGCUCAACUGCACCUACUUAAAAGCACCACCGCGCGGAGCAAUUGUAACCAAUGUGCGACCCCCGUCCAUCCCAGACUCGCGCGAUUCGCUGGACCCGGGGACGCCCAGGCCCCUUGCACCCAUCAGCCCGGCCUCCACCUCCACCCCCAUCUCCGGGGUGCGCGAUCUCGAGCUGAUGCACAAGUUCUCCACCGAGACCUUCAAAACCGUCUGCACGGCCGACUCGGAGUACCACGUCUGGCAGAUUGCCAUCCCGCACCUGGCCCUGCAGUAUGACUUUUUAAUGAACGGCAUCCUGGCACUGGCAUCUCUUCAUAUCGCCACGACCAGCAAGCCGCCGACUUCCCUGGCUUACAUCGAUACAGCUCUUCAGUAUCAUAACCUCACUUUCGCGCCCUUUCGCGCAGCCAUUGAUAAUCUCACCUCCCGGAAUUGCGAGGCUGUGCUGGCACAGUCCAUCGUUACCACCGUCAUCGGCAUCGCCUUGCCGCGCGUCACGGCCGCGCGGGAUGAGAGCUCCAACAUGACCGAGAACAUCGUCGUGGUCUUUGAGCUUCUGCAGGGGGUCAAGAAGAUCAUUCAUAUCGGCGGCUCUUGGAUUAAACUCAACCUAUUCAGUCGCCAGAAGAGCUUUCGGGAGACCGAUUCCACGGAGUUGGACCGCGAAACAAUGGCCGCGCUCGAUAAGCUCACCGCACUAAAUUAUGAGACUCUGGCCAGUAUUGACACGGACCAGUAUCGCAUCAACAAAGACGUCAUUGCUCAUCUUCUUCAGUGCUUCACAUGGUUUUCCGCCUCGUUGGAUCCGGCCAAUGUCCUGGCUUGGCUGGCUGCCGUGGACAAGGAGUUUGUGGACAACGUCCGGCGUCGUCAGCCACUGGCACUAUUGAUUCUCAUGCACUGGGGUGUGUUGCUGGGCGAGCUAGAUGGCAAAUGGUGGUGGGCCCGAAACUCCGGCCGAGCCCUGGUUUCUGAGUUGUCCCAUAUCUUGCAUCCUGGGGAUAUAAGAUGGGCCGACUCGUUGGCUUGGUCUCAGCGGAAGAUGGGGCUAUGA
Messenger RNA from Penicillium cinerascens, 1167 nucleotides. Its product is annotated as Zn(II)2Cys6 transcription factor domain-containing protein. The record is from RefSeq and is a predicted model, not a curated record. The transcript is spliced from 2 exons. Bases 1 to 1167 code for a protein of 388 amino acids. NCBI's taxonomy places the organism in Eukaryota, Fungi, Ascomycota, Eurotiomycetes, Eurotiales, Aspergillaceae. Gene Ontology annotation, biological process: regulation of transcription by RNA polymerase II. Gene Ontology annotation, molecular function: zinc ion binding; DNA-binding transcription activator activity, RNA polymerase II-specific.